Molecule: messenger RNA, 585 nt
Organism: Tarenaya hassleriana
Lineage: Eukaryota; Viridiplantae; Streptophyta; Magnoliopsida; Brassicales; Cleomaceae
Exons: 3
Coding region: 141-392 (83 amino acids)
Source: RefSeq, a predicted model, not a curated record
GCCCGUUCAGCUUUUAGGGAUUGAUUUUGAGCCUUGUUCCUCUUUGCAUUGUUGCGUGCUGAAAUCUUCUCUCUCGUCUCCUCGUCAGCGAAUCGGUGAAGUUGUAAUUUAUCUCCUCCUCGUUUGUUAAAUUUGUGGAGAUGGCUGCUGCAUCUAGAGCCAAAUACAUUAUAGGUGCUGUUGUCGGAUCUUUUGGGAUAGCUUACAUAUGUGACAAGCUUAUUUCUGAUGACAAGAUAUUUGGAGGAACUACGCCGGGAACUGUAGCUAACAAGGAAUGGUGGGCGGCGACUGAUGAGAAAUUCCAAGCCUGGCCCAGAACCGCCGGUCCUCCAGUCGUCAUGAACCCGGUCAGCCGCCAGAACUUCAUCGUCAAAUCCUGUUCCGAAUAAAGACAAGACACAAGUGUGUUUUCUUCCCCUUGAGCGGUUCUGUAUGUUGUGAUAUCUUUCUAAACAAUGUUCUUGGUUCUGCUGUGGUGGUUUUGAGUCUGUGCUACUUUUUUAUUUGACAGAGUUUUUGUUCAACAAUUUCAGCUUCCCUAGCUGGUUAUAAAUAAAUGGGGCUCAUAAACAAUUACCUGUA